Mangifera indica (mango) is the source of this 500-nucleotide messenger RNA. Its product is annotated as non-lysosomal glucosylceramidase-like. NCBI's taxonomy places the organism in Eukaryota, Viridiplantae, Streptophyta, Magnoliopsida, Sapindales, Anacardiaceae. The annotation marks the transcript as partial. Gene Ontology annotation, molecular function: beta-glucosidase activity. The transcript is spliced from 6 exons. The record is from RefSeq and is a predicted model, not a curated record.
GCUAUAUAAACUUGAAAGAUACUUUGAUUUCCAAAGUCUUGGACAACAUGGUAACAGAAUUCUCAACAACCUUUCCUUCAACACCACAAAGCUUGUUUACCUUCAAAGAGAAUAUGGAGAAUAGCAUGAAAGAAGAAGGUGAAUUAGGCAUGUCUUCAAUCCACAAGGUUGACCCAGGGAAACCUGCCCCACUAACAUGGCAACGACAACUAGAUAGUAAACUAAAUCUCCCUGUAGGGCUCACUAUGAAGUUUCAAGAGAUCAGGCAAUUGGCCCCAAUGGGUUUGCGACUGUAUCGUUAUACCAAACGAGAAGCAGCAGAAGGGCGGGCAUCAAUAUUUGACAUUUUCAGAAAACAUAUUAUUACAAGUGAUCAUGGCAUUCCUUUAGGUGGAAUUGGUGCAGGAAGCAUCGGAAGAAGUUACAGAGGUGAAUUUCAGCAAUUUAAAUUGUUUGCCACAACAUGUGAAGAAGGCCCAGUUCUGGCAAAUCAGUUUUCU